AUGGUCCACUUCUUCUCCAUUUCAGACCAGGGGACGGUGCAGAAGGUGGUGGCACUGCCAUCUAACUCAUCGGCAAAUGGAGAGCUGAUCUUGGAAGAACUGGAAGUGUUUAAGAAUAAUGCCCCGAUAACAACAAUGGCCAUUUCAUCUAAAAAGCAACAGUUGUACGUGAGCUCCGAUGAAGGCGUCACCCAGGUGUCGUUGCACCGUUGCCACAUCUACGGGACCGCCUGUGCGGACUGCUGCUUGGCCAGAGAUCCUUACUGUGCCUGGGAUGGCAAUUCCUGCUCCAGAUUUUAUCCAACGGGCAAAAGGCGGAGUCGAAGACAAGAUGUGAGACAUGGAAACCCUAUGACUCAGUGCCGGGGGUUUAACCUCAAAGGUUAUCGAAAUGCAGCUGAGGUCAUUCAGUACGGAGUCAAGAACAACACCACGUUCCUUGAGUGCACACCAAAAUCUCCACAAGCUUCUAUUAAAUGGCUUCUCCAAAAGGACAAUGACCGAAGGAAAGAGGUGAAACUCAGCGAAAGAAUCCUAGCCACCCAACAAGGGCUUUUGAUCCGUCUGGUGCAGGAAGCCGACCGUGGAACGUAUCAUUGCAUUGCCACAGAAAAUGGCUUCAAGCAAACAAUCGCCAAGGUGAACUUCAAGGUUUUGGAUUCAGACACCGUGGCCUUCAUGACAGACAAGUGGUCUCCGUGGACCUGGGCCAGUCCACUCCACACCUUGCAGUUCCAUCCAAAGGACCUGGCUGGAUCUUUCAGCCACUCUGAACUGCAGAUGAUUAAUCAAUACUGCAAAGACACACGGCAACUGGGUCAACAGGCUGAAGCUUCCUCAAAGAUGAGAGGGGACUAUGGCAAACUAAAGGCUCUUCUCAACAGCCGAAAAAGCAGGAACCGCAGGAAUCAGUGGCCCGGAUCUUAAGGGCCAAGCUCGAUCAACAAACUUCUUCUUCAUCAUCACCACUGCCAUCUUAUACCCUCAAUCAAGGGAUCCGUUUUUAUCAGGUGGUUUUCUUUCCCUGCUGAGAGUAGAGCGGAUCAGUAAUCAAGCCCGCUCGAUAAAAGUUCAGGACACCCAGACUCUCUAAGCUAAAACCAGACAAUUAAGACCAAGUCCAAAGAGAUGUCCAUUGUGAAGUAACCUAUUGAUCCCACCUUGCUUUCACUCUCUAAGCCUUCAGAGAGGGUGUUGCACCAUGUUUUGAGGUCAUCUUUGUUGUCUUGAUACGGAAAACAAAUGAUGAAGCACUGAAUGUCCAGCUUGGAAUCAUGCAAGGUGGGAGGAAAGAGGGUUAGGACAAAGAGUGACUUGGAGUACUCUUCAUCUACAUAUAUGAUUUUGUGUGUGUCUGUGUGAUUCUCUGUUUACGGUACGUUGCGUUGGAAAACGAGCUCUUGUGGAGGCACAACUUCAAGUCAAUAUCCCAUAUUAAUGUCACAGAAAUAUCAUGCUGAUUAGGAAUUAUGGGGUUGUAAGUACAACACAGUUGGGGAAGGAAGACUGGGGAAGGCUAAUAGCACCACUGCUGUGGCAUUUACCAUGUUCAGUUAGCCAAAAUCAUGAGUAUUCAAUUUCCAUUGUGUAUUUGUAUAAAAUGGAACCUCAAAAAAGAUACAUACAUGUAGUCCAAAACUACUAAGCCCAUAAAAUCAAGUAAAGGAGAAAAGUAACAUGAGAAUAAAUAUUUGCUGGAAGUUGC
Molecule: messenger RNA, 1705 nt
Organism: Protobothrops mucrosquamatus (brown spotted pit viper)
Lineage: Eukaryota; Metazoa; Chordata; Lepidosauria; Squamata; Viperidae
Product: semaphorin-3C
Exons: 6
Coding region: 1-927 (308 amino acids)
Biological process (GO): axon guidance; positive regulation of cell migration; negative regulation of axon extension involved in axon guidance
Molecular function (GO): chemorepellent activity; semaphorin receptor binding
Source: RefSeq, a predicted model, not a curated record